AUGACCCCAAGAAACCGCCCCCCGUUCCCGGACCAAGGAGGCACUGCCUUCUUUCCCACACCGCAGUCGCGGGGCGAGUUUCUGAGGGGGAGGAGCAGCGCGGGUUCCCCACGGACACCCCACCGGGAAGCCCCGGUGACGCAGGAACAGGAGGGUUUCGCCGACGGCUUCGUCAAGGCCCUGGCCGACCUGCACAAGCAGAACCAGCUCCUGGCGGCGCCGCCGCCGCUCUCCGCGCCGGGACCCUGCUGCACCGCCCGCCCGGGGCCACCAGGAGCCCCCGCCGCUGCCGCCGCCGACCCUCCGGCCGUCUACACCAACUUGAGCGGCUUCAACCCCGCGGGGCCGCUGAGCCCCUCGGGCAGCGCCUACCCCUCCGCCUCCGCCCCGCCGCCGCCGGGCCUGGCCUUCGGGGCGGCGGGUCUGGGGAGCGGGCGGCUGCCGCCGGCGCGGUCCCUGGAGGAGCCGCAGACGGUGCCCGAAGUGCCGCCGUCGGCGGGCGGGGAGGGCGGCAGCAGCGCGCCGACGCCGCCUUCGCUGUCGCCGCUGGACGCGGAGAGCCAGGAGCGGCUGAAGGCAGAGCGCAAGCGGCUGCGAAACCGCAUCGCCGCCUCCAAGUGCCGCCGGCGGAAGCUGGAGCGCAUCGCCCGGCUGGAGGAGAAGGUGAAAGCGCUCAAGGGGCAGAACGCCGAGCUGGCCGCCACCGCCAACCUCCUCCGCGCCCAGGUCACCCAGCUGCAGGGUCGCGUCCGCAGCCACCUCUCCUCUGGCUGCCACAUCAACGCCGCCGGGCAUCCUCCUCCUCCUCCUCCUCACGCCGCCGCCCAGCCGCGGGAGACUCCCCCCGAGGCGGCCGCCGCCGCGCCGGAGACCAGCGCCUGCUGAGGAGGGACACCCCGCCGGCCCCGGCCCCGGCCCGCCCGGGGGCACCGCGGGGCAAGGUGCGCGCCUGCCGCCGCCCUUCUGCUAUUAUUAUUAUUAUUUUUAUUAUUAAUUAUUAUUAUUAUUUAUUUACGCCCGGAGAAGGUGUUUUUUUGCGGGAGCCGGGUGUUGCUAAGCGUUUCCCGAGUUCUGUCGAUGUCGCAUUCAGCAGCGAGGGUCUCCGUGGGUGGUUCUGGGGCAGGUGGUUGUUAAUUUUUCAGUGAAGUACUUGAGGUCUGUCGAGAUUUCCGAAAAUAAGAAAAUUACUGUUUACAGAAAGAUUCAACUUUAUUUUCAUGGGGGAUAUAAAACGUGUGUUUCCUAAUACACCUUACUGAACUGUAUAGCAAUGGAUAAGCUUUUCAAACUUAAAAAAAAAAAAAAAUAGCCAGAAUCGUACCUUUUGAAAAGAUGUGCGUGUAUAUAUAUAUUUAAAACAUAAUAUGGCUAUGUAUAUUUUCUUGGUAUUGAUAAAGAACCUUUUUUAAAAUACUGUCUUUCUCUAGAGCUUUAAUUUGCCAUUGAGAGUUAAGACAGCUGUGUGGGUGCUCUUGCACUUACAUGGCUUUGAUUUUCAAAUCGAACCCUGGAGGGAAAUGAUUUUUGUUGUAAAUCUUAAGCAGAUUGAAAUGCAUUGCUGACUCAGUCAUAGGAAAAUAGUUUUCUAAACCUGUAUGCUCCAUAUUUCUUGUGCCAGUGCGAACUUGGGGCAUUGAUAGUUAUUUAUUGAAACUUGAACACUUUUUGGACGUUGCCUAGACCUUAUUUUUCUAGAUAACACGUUAGUAGAGAAAAUGGUUACUUUGGCAAAAAGAGCUUUACUUUUUUUUUGGUUUUUUUUUCCUUCACUGUGUACAUUCCAGUAGUGUGUGCUCUUUCCAUGGUAUAGUGACAAUUCAGUGCUAUACAGGAAAGGGCUCAGAUUUGGGGUGGGUUAGCUGUAAAGGUGGUAAUUCCAUUGUAUUCUGUUUGAAUAAAUCACAGAAAUAUUAUGGAGAAUUAGAUUUAUUUUUUAGUAGAAAUCUGUAUAUCUUGCUUCUUGGUCUACUUUGUUCUAAAAAAACUUUCUGCAAUACUCUAGAGACAGAAAGAGUCGAUGCUAGAAUGUGAAGUGUUUUACUGGUUGGGAAGAAUUGGUGUGAUUUAUUUCUUUGUCGAGAAUUUACUAGUAGAAGAGUAUAGCAAAGGAAUUAUUUCUUCUGAUUAGACAUAAUCCUCAAUAAGUUUUUGAAAGCUUUAGGUCCCUUGCUCGGUGCCACUGCCUUCCACGCUUCUGCUGCACCUGUGUGUUUUGAGCAUAGCCGCUAGCGCAGCGCUGCCGAGCCCUGUGGCAUGGUGCGGUGGGAAGGGUCUGUCGGAGUGUGACGGUCACCUCACCAGGAGCCCCUGCGUGCGGAGGCCGCGGGCCGGCCCUGCCGCUGGGGGAAGGCAGGGCUUCUCCUGAGCAGAUCCAGCUGCAGUGUGGGGCCCUCUUCCUUCCUUGAAACUGUGCUAAAAACUCUGCUUGAACUCAGAGGCAAAUCUUUCAUGGGGAUAAGUGUCUGUGCCAGCUGGUGAAAAGGGGUAAUCAUACGAGGAGCCAAGACGGCAUAGACGUCUCUAUGUGUACAGCAAUUGCUCAGAUCUGUUAAAGCCACUCAGGAGCGGGUAAACAUCUCUUACCUCUCCUGAAGGCUACAGCUGAUGAUUUGAAAUCCAAUAAGAAUGGGAUAGACUCACGGUUUUUCAUGCUUUUACUGGGGAUAUGUGAGUGCUAUCUGUUCAGAAAGUUGAGCUGCAGAAAUCAAGUGUAUGACCUUUUCUUUUUAGUGCAUAGUUGUUCCUGGGCACAUGUAUGAAAUUAUAUGAGAGUGUGUAGUUACACUGAUACUGUAGCUGAGAUGGCUCCGAGGGUAUUUCUUUUCUUAAUGCAUAUGCAAAUUAGGUAGAAGCCAUAUUAAUCAUUGUAUAACUGUUCGAUCAUGUCACCAGAGCCUUUUUUGAUGGUUGAAGUGUUUGCCUGUAACAGUACAUUCUGCUGUUAGAAAUACUAUAAGCAGAUAAGAAAAUAUUUUGGUCUUUUAGGUUUAAAGACUUCUUAGGGGCAUUCUGAACCAUACUGCAUACAAUCUGUAGCACUGCUUGUUAUAUAAUAACUGGGUGAAAAACAUGGUUUUUACUUUGGUAGUCAUCACCCAUCUGCAAAGAUGCUGCAAGUCUGGAGAAACUGAUGAAAAACUUCUUUUCCCCCACACUUAACACUUUUCCCUAGUGAGAGGCAAUGCUGCCUGGUAGAUGUGAGAUGCUUUACUGCAUCUGCACAGUAAAUUUAUAUGUGAUUGAGGUGAGGUUUUUUUUAAGGAAUUCUGGAAAAAAUCAUAAGAAAUUACAUGGUGAGCACCUCUUCUUUGGUCCUUGUCCUUGUAAAUGAGUGUAGGGGUGAGUAAAGAUCUUGAGGUAGAACACAGGACAAUGAUAAAUGCAGCUGUGCAAUACUUCGUCUUUACUUACUUCAUAAUUUCUGGUCAUAAUAAAUUAGCAAUAUCCAAGCAACGUGGGGGAUCCAUUAGGCACGAGAAAUCACUGCACUUCCCCUUCUCAGACAGAGGCAAGGCUCUAGUGGGCUGUAGUCUAGCAGGGUUAUAAUAACCCCCCCUUUUCAGCAUGGUAAUGUUAAAGCUUAAAACCACCCCACAUUACCUCACUUGAGUUUGAACUUUCUGCAAGAGCAGUCUCACCCCCAGCAUCUCUAAGACCUCAUGUGGUAACUUCUUUGAUAGCCUGCUUUCUGUUCUAGCUGACAACUAUUCAGUGGUAGAAGUGGUAACAGGCCAGCUCUCUUACCCUGGUGACUGAUGAGAGAUUACUAAUGAGGCUGGCAGCUACAGUUCUCUGCCAGAUGCUGCUGUUCUGGUAGUGGAGUUGUCCAAAAUAAAGGUGUUUUCUGUAGAGUGAUUGGUUACCUUCAUAAAUGCAUUUUUUUUUUAUCUAGCAUUUAGGCUAAGAAACAGAAUCUAACACUGACAUGACCAAAACUUGAGAAUAGUGUUGGGGUGGUUGGAUUUUUUUUCCCCGCUUGAACUGGUUCUGCUAGAGGUUGCUGCAUUUUUUGCAGAUACUUGAGUGGAAAGCGUAAGCACCUAACACUUUAAACCAAUAUAAAAAGACUCAGGAGUACUUACCUGCUGCAGCUGUCAGACUUGAUUGUUCCUGUCUUCUAAAAUGUAUCAAUACUCUGACUUUUAGCCCUGCAGUGUUCCUAAAUCUUUGAAUAUGGCUUCUCUAUUUUGUCUGCCUUUUUUCUUCAGUUUGUUGUUAAAUGUCUUUUAGGUUUUGGUUUUCUGCCCAAAACUUUGGUCACUGUGAGACGUUAAAAGAUAGAUACUGGGUAGAAUUUUUUUCAGACUGUUUAUAUUAUUUGCAUCCAUAUAGCUCCUUUUCAGUAAAUCCAAGCAAGCUGGCUUUGUGUUACUGUAAGGAAAAAAAAAAAAAACAAAAACAAAAAAUCAAAAAACCCUCAAAAAUGAAACCCCAAAAAAGCAAACAAAAAUAUUAAAACCCCAAAAUAAAACAGUUAUGUUCACUGUUAGCUCAGUGCUUUUUAGCAUUUUUCUUCAUCCUUCAAAACUACCAUGCUCUGUUAUACUUGUGCACACUAUUUGCUAAUCCUUGCCAAGACUCACACUGUGUGACUUGAUGUGCAGGCUACCCUCAUAUCCUUCCAAUCUGGUUUUUAUUCCAGAUGUGAACCCAUGAUAAGUAAACAUCCCUCCUUGUUUCUUUGCCCUAGGUGUAAUAUGCUCUGGAGACUAAAUAGUCUCCUCCUUUGUCUGUUUUGGUUGCUGGAUGCUUGCUCCUGUGCACAUCUUGUUUUUUGCUCAGCAAUUUUUGAAUGUGCUUGAACCGGUAUCUGGGUUUAGAUGUGAAGUGCCUUCUUAUUUAGGUGCUACAGCAAAAGAGUUUGAUUCAUAUAUGGCUUUGAUUUAUUUGAAUUGUUGCCAGUUCUUUCCUGUCUUGAAAAAUAGGAGAGGGAAUGUUUUCACUAAGAGAAGACUUGUUCACUCCUUCCUUGGGCAGAGGGUGGAGCCCCCAUCAGAUCUGCCCCUGCUUGAUGUGAGUGCAAGGAAGCCACUGAAAACACUGACUUGACUGAUGGCAUUGCUAAGAAAGUUGAUUGGCUUGGUCCCCAGUGUAGUGAAGUCUGUCAGAAUCACAGGGUCUCCAGACAGGUCCAGGUAGCUGGUGAGUUGUUCUCAAAACUUUUAAAGUGAUUCCAGGUCGAGCCUGUUUGGUAUGCUUAGAGAGCCCUUCUGAAAGCAAUUAUUUUGUAUACUUUGAGAAACAUGGGUGUUUGGACAUGGUAAGUCCUGAUCAUGGUGAGGAGCAAUUCUGGUGGUGAUGGUCAUGUUUUCUGUUCUAAGACUUUGAUGGUCUUCCAAAAGGUAAAUAUCUCAACACAUCUGGACUCUUCACUGUAUGUCAGUAGUCACUGCUGACUGCUGUGCAGUGUUCAAGAUCAAGGGUGGCUCUACGACAGUUCUCUGUUAUCUUGGUUUGUAUUUAUGUCUUUACAGAAGAAGGAGUCAUGAGGCAUCCUUCAUUCCUUUAAAUAUCUGAUUGACUCUCUGUUUCACCUUUGACAAAGGAGUGGCCUGCCCAGGUUAAGGCCUGAGGCAUUCUGCACUUUGCAAAUGUUAAAGUGGAAAUUUAUUUGGCAACUAAUUUGUAAUCAGGUAUAUAAGUCAUUGAUGCUUCCCAAAAUACUUAACAGUAUUGUUUGAUAGCGUCUGAAGUACAGGUGAGUGCCAGGUCUGAAUUACUAGUUGUGCUGGAGAUAGUUGUCUUGGCUACCAUAACUGGAGUCUUAAAUAUUUGAAUCCAGUAGGUUCUUAGAGAAAAUUUUUUUGUAUCUGAGAUGAAUAUGGAAGAGCAGAAAACCCAUCUAUUUGUAACAUAAGUCAUUCUUUGAUGCAUUUUAUGUGUCUCGCUUCUGGAGCGCAAGUUAAAAAAGGAAAAGCAAUGAGUUACAUUUUCAUUUAUUCAUACAUGCAGCUGUAUCUGCUCCUGGAUAAUUUUGCUCUUUCCUUACUUGAUUGUCCAAGUGUCUAUGUUUAGCAAGUAGACAAAUUGAAGUAUGACAUAUCUGUGUACGUAUUUGAUUUGUACAAAAUCACUUUAAUUUUUCCAGGUUUUUGUUCAGAGUUUUACUGUAAGAAUGAGUAUUGAAGAGUUCUUAGCCUGUUUUGAUGCUUGUUGGUCACUACUUUUGAUCAGUACUCUCUAUAGUAACUGCUCAUCUUCCAGCAGAGGUGGACAGUAAAGCUGUCAGGGAUUCCCCUCUUUCAGUAUUUGGCAAGACCUGUAUCAGCAGAAAAAAAUCUUGGGCAGAAGCUUCCACAGUGCGUAGUAAUUCUGCAAAUGUUCUCUCAUCCUUCUCACACCACGGUUACUUGUUGUAGAGUUUCAUCAGGGUUUAGUGUAUCUGAUGAAGAAUGAUAACUGUUCCUGUGACAAAGUGCAGAAUCUAAAGUUUGUAAGAAACUUGUUUAUCUUGUUGCACAUAGUGCAACUUUACUAUGAAGAUGCUGAAUUAAAUCUGAAUGUAUGGAGACUCAGGCCUUUAUGGUACAUUAUGGGACAAGAGGUUUUAGUAAUUCAUAAUUACUCCUCUCCAGUAUUUCAGAGAUCUGUCUCUUUUUGUCCUAUGAAGUGUCUUGCAGCUGUUUGUGCUGUGAAACUUCUCUCUUCGUAACGACUCAGUAGCUUGGAGGUGGGACAGAAGCAACUUCCCCAUGAACUGGUCAUGUGUGACAAGCUAAAUGUAGCUUUCUGAGAAAUGCUGCAACAGUGAGGGCACAGCCGAGAGCCUGCUGUUGUUUGUGUGUUUCUAAAAGAGUCUAGAAAUGUAUACACAUAAAUCAUAAAAAAGCAGCUUUCCAAGGAGCCAUCCGGUUGCCUUGCUAUGAGCAUUGAUCCUUGCUGUUUGUUUUAAUCUGGGAGCACUUUUUCCUAAGUUGUUGCAUACCUGAAGGCUUAUUUUCUGCAUCAACAUAGUCACAAACCGGAUCUCUGCUUGGAUGUUGAAACAGUUGGCUUCAUACAGGUCAAUCAGAAUGCCUUGCUCUAGUUGUCUUUGAAGGGUCCCAGUGGGGAAACAGUGGUGGGGAGGAAGGAAACCAGUCUAGGAUCUGUGUCUUCACACCUGUGCUGUGUAUUGAAAUGCAACUUUCAGCUGAGUAGUCUUGACAAAAGUGUGUUACUGAUGUAAAAACUGUGAAUCUCGAUCUUGUGUCUGCAGGGGACACAAAUUCUUGUGCUGGAGUCUUUCUUGGGCACUAUCCUCUCAGGUCAGUGAGGACUGACGGAAGAAACAGCAAAUCCAGCCUUUAUGAACUAAUUCUUCUGAGGCACAGAUACCUGCAAAUGCAUGUUGAGAUGUUGUGAGUAGACACCAGCAUGCACAGAGAAGGGGAUGGCCAAAGGAAGGAACUGUGAUUUUCUUAGCUGCAGCAGUACACAAUGGGGUUUUUCAUAUGCUUUUGUUGUGGUCAAGUUCUUCCAGAAGAAGACUAAGCUGCAUUUCUGUGUGUGAUCACAAGGUGAUUUUUUAGAUUUCCAGUCAAAUUGGAGGACUGACAAGCUUUGCAAUGCUCAAUUAACAUGAAAAAAGAACUUAUUUUGAAGUCACAUUUAGCCUUAAUGUUAUCUGAAGUGCUGCAGUUCAUGUGUAGUAGUUUACUAUAGGGUGAAAUGAUUAUCAUAAAUAAUGUUUUAAAGGAGUCACCUUAAAUAGUUAUCUACAUGAUGUUUGCUUUUUUGUCUGCUUUCAAAAAGUCUCUCUAUCCAUAGCAUAGCUAGCUGUAAAUUGAGCUUUGCUCUCAAUUUCUAGUACUAAUAACAAACAGGGUCUGCAAUAGUUUAAGGAGUAAAUGUUCUGGCUAAAGACCGACCAUUUCUGUAGGAAUGCUUUGAAGUGAAGUGAUGGCUGGGUUUGAAGCCUUGCUGACAUGGAGAUAAUAGAUAUGACCAGUUCACUGUGCACUAAUACACUGCUAGAUUCUGUUAUUUAGCACACUGCUGAUAAGAUUUACUACUACUGUUACUUACUAGUUAAGAACCAAGUAUGAGUGGAAUUGUAAGUCACCUGAAUAGAGUCCAUGCAGUCUGGAGAGCUUUCUUGAUGGAGAUCAGUAACAGACUCCCAUCCCACACUAAAAGGAGCAAAAAAAACCAACUCUAUGGUUGCAGUCUGUGUUUUGGUUUUGCAAGUCAAAUUACCUUUUUAGGUUGGGUCCUGUUUUACCUCAAAAUUUAUUUGACUAAAUUUAAAAACCUUUCUAUUAAGUACCUUGAAGCAUGUCUUGCAACUGUUCAAUUGCAAUCAAUGGUUAUACAACUGUGGUAUUACUUCUGUCAUAGAUGAAGAAAGCUGAUACUGUUAAGAGUCAGGGUUCUCACUGCAUCCCUGUUCUUAAACAAUGGACUGAACAGGUGAAAAAUCAUGACCAGUAGCUUUAAUUCUGAGGAAGUGGUUGAUACCAUUUUCUUGUCCUCUUCAGAGAGCUUCCUGCUGCCCCAAGGGAUGUGUCCCUUCUGCCUCAUAUGGAAAAUUGACCUUUAAGAACUAACAGUUUUAAACUAACUAACUAACUGACUAACUAAAGAUAGUCUUCUGGUACAUGCUGAGUAAUUUGGAAGAUAACAUAUUGAACUUGACAAUCUUUCCCACACUUCUGUUUCAUAAAUCUUCAGAUUUUCUUGUAACAGGACACAAGCAAUGGAGAAGUGUCAAAUAAAGUUAGUGUUCUGUUCCAGAGAGUGUAUUUUGGAUAGUCUCCUUUUUCCCUAGUAACAGCUAUGGAAAGAGAGCAGUAGGAGAUACUGAUAUAUAACUUGCUGUUCUUCACAAGUAGAGCCAGAGUUUGAAUUUUUUGAUUUUUCUAACUUUUAGCAUUCUGUCUUUUAACAUCCUUCAUGACAGGGUGACAGAAAUAGUGAGGAAAUACUAUUAGGGAGUUAAAUGUUCUUGUGACAUCUAAUGUCACGUAAGUUAUGGCCAUAAGUAGCUAGGACACCUAUUUAUGGUCUGCUAGAUAACACCUUCAGAAUAGGGAUUCCUAAAAUGCUGCCAAAGUGUUUUUAUCAAUCCAAACCAUUAUGUGCCAGUUACUCAAGUGGUAUGGUAGACCCUUGCGAUUUUUUACUGUCUUUGUGUGCACCCUAUAAGUGAAAUCACUGCCAGUAUACAAGCCAGUUUGUCCACGUGGUAUGAUACCACUUUCUCAGCAGGCCAAUUGUGUCUAAUAAAAUUUACAUCUUCAUUCCUUUCCCCACUGCUAAAUAGUUAAAGGUGAAAGUCAAAGUUAUCAGCAUCAGCAUGUAAAAAAAAAAAAAAAAAAAAGAAGUAGAAUACCAGGAAAAAGUAAUAUUUAUUUCUGAAACAGUAUUUAAUGGUAAUGUCUGUUGUAUGUUUAAGUGGCAGAUAAUUAAGUCUGCUGUUCAGAAUGCUUUUUAACUUUGUUUUGUUAUUGCUGCUUAAUUGUCUUCUAAAUGUCUCUUCUUUAGAAACUGUGCCCCUCCCUGUUUGACCUGAUGACUAGUGAUUUCACACUUACUCUUAUUUAUUUAAAGCCAUGGCAACCACCGUACUGAAAUGUCAUCAAGUAAAGCCCAGAUCUGCGUGCUGACUAGUGAUGCAAAGGUCUGCUCUCUAAUAAAAUGCAGCCCAUGAAGGACGAGCUCCAAAAGGCAGCUACGCCCUUCGUAACUUCAAGCAUUUGCUCUAAUUUCAAGGCUUUGCCAUGUGGUGUUGCUCAACGUGCAGCAAAACAAGUUCUUGCGAGCCCCUUGAGCAUUCUUCCUCAUGUAACAGAUUAAAUAUUCAGGCUUCAUUAACUCUCCCACCCACCCCUCCAAGAAAAAAACCUAAACCAAACCAAAAACCCACAGAAUCAAAACCAAACCUGAAACAAAAAGCCCAACACAAGUAUAUAUUGGAGAAUUGUUUUGCUUUAUUGCAAAGUGGUGUUAAUUACAGAGAGGCUUAGUGCAGUUCUGACAUGUGAGCCAUUAAUCUAAACACUCCCAACAGUGAUUUUGCUUUGGUUGUGCUUUGCUACUUUGUACAGGACAAAGGGAAGGGAGUAAGUGUUGCAAUAUAGUAUUGUGCAAUUCCUGACUUUUAAAUAGAAAAUGAUAGGCAAGUCUGCAUAGGCCUCUUGCACGCCAAAAUGUAGCCACUGAUUUUUGCCACUCACACUCUUUCUAAUCAGGAAUAGGUAUACACUGGCUUCUUAAGGUCAAAGGGGGAGAAGGGGGAGAAGGGUGAAGAGAUUAAGAGGUUGCAGUACCUGUGAAUGGCCCUGAGCCUCCUUGGCCUUAAAACUCAGAAUCUGUUAGAUUACCUCUAGUUUAUGAUAUCUGAAGGUAAUUCUUAGACUCCCUGUGCAGCAUCUUACCAGGAAAGGCAGCUGGGUCUGUAUCACUAAGUCUUUUGGUGAAGUAGCUCUUUAGCUUUCUGUGUUUUUCCAUCUGUGGAGUUGUAGCACAUUCUUCCAGGGCAGUUUCUCUUUCCUGUAGUGGCUCAUCUAAAGUUGGCCUGUUGCUCCUGCAGUUUCUGCCUAUAGUGAAAUAUCAAUCUGAGGUUUGGGGGACCACACGUGUGCCCUCAUUGUGUGGUGUUUGUGAUGGCUAGCCUUGUAUGACUCAAGAGAGAUCCCCUUAGAAAGGAGUAGCUCCAGGUGGGUGCAGACUGGGAAAGAUGAAGUUUGUCACCCUUAGUGCAGUAUGUCUUUCUAUCAGUUCAAUGGAGUAACCAACUCACAUCAGCUAAAGGAGAGCUCUUGGGCAAUGGGACCCAACUUUGAAAACUCUUGGUGGUUUCUGGUUCUUGCUGAGCUUCUGUGAUGCAGAAAAUUCUCCAUGAUCUGCAUUACUGUAAUCACAAUACCUUGUAAUGUCAUGGGCUGGGGCUGCUGGUGGUAUCACGCACGUUCUGUGGGCCUUACUGGGAUUCAUGCCACAUGCUGAUUAACAGAAAAAAGGAUUUCCUGUAAAGGGCAAGAAUCCCCUCCCUGCUGUGUCACCGCCAGCAUCCCCAAGCUCUCUUUUUGUCCCAAGAAGUGUGAGCAAACUGCUGCUUCCUAAAUUCUUUAAUCCAUGCUGGUUCUUUGCAGACCUUCAGGCGUGGCACUGAAACUUUCUCCUUCAGGGUAGCUCUUCGAAAUGAAAGGUGGAAGCCAAGAAGUUCAAAUUGGGCUUUGCUCUUCCAGCAGCUUACAUGCAACUAAUUGGUGGGUGGGUGUCUGCCUACAUCCUUUCUUGGGUUUUUUUAAGUUGGGUUUAUGUGUACCUUCUUAUUUAUGUACCUUCUUAUUCUGCCUUACUAAUUAGCUGGCACAGAGGAAGCCUCUGAGAAACCCUUCAAAAAUUUCUGCUUUUGGUAGAAUUUUAUAAAAUUGCAGCAUGUGAACAGAUUGAAAAAUCCCAACCAAAAAAAAAAAAAAAAACCCUAACAAAAACCCAAAGAAAUACAAAAAACACAAAAGCAACCCAAACCAGACAACAAAAGAAAUAACUCUGUAUGGAUAUUGAUUUUGUGAAGUCUUUAAACAGGUAUGCUGGCAAGGGCAUUGCACACAGACGGAGAUAGUAGUGAAACAAAAUUCAGUAGCUACUCAUUUGCUGGAUUUGGUCAGGAGAGAUUUUAAAGGACACUUCUGAGACCUUUUUUCUGAUGUGGUGAUUUUUUAAAAUGUAAACAAGCUACAGGGCUUAAUAAUAUACAACUGAGGAUUAUGUCCAUUGUAAUUUUUUACAGUACUUUUACUAAUUGUAUUAUAUUCAAAAUACUUAUUUCUGAGACAAAGUGGACAAUACUAGUGGGCAUCUUGCACUUGAUUAAAUGUAAAACAUUUUCUUAAUUUAGUGAUGUGUUUAGGAGAAUACUGUAACUUACUGAAUAUACAACAGUGAUAACUGUGUUUACAAUAAUUAUAAAAUUCCUACUGUUCAGUGGUAGCCAACUUGUUUGAGAAUUGAAAGUAAGGCAUACUGCAAUUGGCAAUCUUGGAAAAAUUAACUCAAUGCUGCUACCACUAAAUACUGUGGGAUGGAUACCGUGGGUUUAAAUGGCAGCAGGAUUGUAUUCCAAGCCUCUGUCUUAAGUACUUAUGACUAAAAGGCGACUUGCCUUGUGCUCAUUUAUGUAUCCCUGUGUGUAGUACAUCAGUUAGAAAUCUGUUAAUGAUUGAUUUGUAACAUUAGGACCUUUAUGGAGAUCACAGUGGGGUUUUUGUUUGUUUUCGUUUGUGAGCAGACACUUAGACAUUUUGGAAUGUAUAACAUUGAUCCUUGUGCUGGAAUUGUUUACAUGCAAAAAUGUAUUUAUGAUUUUUUGCAAACUGCAAUGUGCAAUUUUGUACAUGUGUUUUAAACUACAGAGUUUAUAAGGAAGAUAUUGUAUGUACAGUACUUGGACAUGAGUAUUAUUUCUUUGAUAUAAAUAUCUAGAGGAAAAUUAAAAUUGCUUUAUAUUCAUA
Molecule: messenger RNA, 12440 nt
Organism: Parus major (Great Tit)
Lineage: Eukaryota; Metazoa; Chordata; Aves; Passeriformes; Paridae
Product: transcription factor jun-B-like
Exons: 2
Coding region: 1-885 (294 amino acids)
Biological process (GO): regulation of transcription by RNA polymerase II; regulation of cell cycle; regulation of cell population proliferation
Cellular component (GO): transcription regulator complex
Molecular function (GO): transcription factor binding; RNA polymerase II cis-regulatory region sequence-specific DNA binding; DNA-binding transcription factor activity, RNA polymerase II-specific
Source: RefSeq, a predicted model, not a curated record